AUGAAAUAACUCGAAAUUAAUAAACAGUUCGUCACUUAAAAGAAGAUUUCAUAAGGGUCCUUUGGAAUAGUGUUUUUAGGAAUCGAUUAGAAAAAUGGAAAUUAAGUAGCUAUAAAAGUUGAGAAACCAGAAAAUGAACACUUACAUUCUAUUGACAAAGAAGUUGAAAUUUUAUCAAGAUUGUCAAAUAUUAAAGGAGUUCCAUAAAUAUUUUAUUAUGGUUGGGAGGAUUCGUAUAAUGUUAUAGUCAUGGAAUUGCUAUAGAAAGAUUUGGCAUCCAUUCUUAAAUAAAGGAAAAAAAUGUGUUUAAAAUCUGUUCUCUAACUCUCUAUAGAGCUAGUUUAAAUAUUAGAAGAAAUUCACAAACAAGGAGUGUUACAUCGAGACUUGAAACCUGAGAAUGUAAUGUUGGAUGAUAAUAAUAAAGUUUAUUUGAUAGAUUUUGGAAUAAGUAAAAUAUACAUUCGUAAAAAUGGAAUAUUAAUUCCUUUUAAAGAUAGAGUACCAUUCAUUGGUACUUCCAGAUAUGCUUCGAUAGCUGCACAUAAAGGAUUUGAGUUAGGAAGAAAAGAUGAUUUAGAGUCAAUGUUAUAUGUUAUGUUGUAUUGUUUCAAAGGUAAUUUACCUUGGCAAAAUAUAAAGCAUGUACCGGAUGAUUAAAGGACUUAAAAAAUAGGAGAGAUAAAAGAGAAUAUCGCAGUGAAAGAGCUAUUUAAAGAUUUGCCAACCGAAUUCAUUAAAAUUUACGAAUAUUUGAAGAGGUUAACUUAUGCAUCAGAACCAGACUAUAACUCUAUUGUAAAGUUGAUAUAAUAAGCAGCUCAACAUGCUAACAUUAUUAUGGAUCAUAAAUACGAAUGGGAUAGUCAAUUGGCUAAUUUGGACAAAAAUAUGAAUAGGUAUGGAAGUUUAUAAACUGAAGAAUUGCCAUUAAAGCAAUUUGAAAAGUUUUCUUCUAAUUUGAAUAAUUGCAACAAUUUAGUUGCUUAGACACCUUCCAGAUUUAAUCAAUUGUAUCCUCCAACAACAAAAUAAGAAUCCUAAUAAAAUAGCAAUAGUAUCUAUGGGAGUGGGCAUUAGAAUAUAAGUAUAUUUAAUUCUAUGGGAAUCAUUUAUUAAAGAUCUUUAGAAGAAAUAAGCGAAGAACUAUAGGAUUCAAUUCCAGAUGAAUUGAAAAGUCACAAUUAAAUUUAUUUAUAGACUUUGCCAGAAUAAUUGAAAAAACCUAAGUUAUUCUUUAAGACUACUUAGUUUGAUGAGGAUGACGAAUAAGUCAAAGAAGAUAACUUAUUGUUCGAAAAAUAUCGUAGUUUAAGUGCUCAAUAAACCACUAUUUUCUAAAAUCACAAAAAAUGA
This is a messenger RNA of Paramecium tetraurelia, 1356 nucleotides long. RefSeq lists its product as uncharacterized. Gene Ontology annotation, cellular component: nucleus; cytoplasm. The record is from RefSeq and is a predicted model, not a curated record. Gene Ontology annotation, biological process: peptidyl-serine phosphorylation; endocytosis; signal transduction. NCBI's taxonomy places the organism in Eukaryota, Ciliophora, Oligohymenophorea, Peniculida, Parameciidae. The transcript has 4 exons. Gene Ontology annotation, molecular function: protein serine/threonine kinase activity; ATP binding.